CAACAUGGCGGACCUGGAGGCCGUGCUGGCCGAUGUCAGCUACCUGAUGGCCAUGGAGAAGAGCAAGGCCACGCCGGCAGCCCGCGCCAGCAAGAAGAUCGUGCUGCCCGAGCCCAGCAUCCGGAACGUGAUGCAGAAGUAUCUCGAGGAGAGAAAUGAGAUAACCUUCGACAAGAUUUUCAAUCAGAGAAUCGGUUUCUUGCUAUUUAAAGAUUUUUGUUUGAAUGAAAUUAAUGAAGCUGUCCCUCAGGUGAAGUUUUAUGAAGAGAUCAAAGAGUACGAGAAGCUGGACAACGAGGAGGACCGCCUGUGCAGGAGCCGGCAGAUCUACGACACCUACGUCAUGAAGGAGCUGCUGUCCUGUUCCCACCCAUUCUCCAAGCAAGCUGUGGAACACGUACAGAGUCAUCUGUCCAGGAAGCAAGUGACAUCGACACUCUUUCAGCCAUACAUAGAAGAGAUCUGCGAAAGUCUUCGAGGCGACAUUUUUCAAAAAUUUCUGGAAAGCGACAAAUUCACUAGAUUUUGUCAGUGGAAAAACGUAGAAUUAAAUAUUCAUUUGACCAUGAACGACUUCAGUGUACAUAGGAUCAUCGGACGGGGAGGAUUUGGGGAAGUGUACGGUUGCAGGAAAGCGGACACUGGAAAAAUGUACGCCAUGAAAUGCCUGGAUAAGAAGCGCAUCAAGAUGAAGCAAGGAGAGACGCUGGCCCUGAAUGAGCGAAUCAUGCUGUCCCUCGUCAGUACAGGAGACUGCCCUUUCAUCGUGUGCAUGACCUACGCCUUCCACACCCCGGAUAAGCUCUGCUUCAUCCUCGACCUCAUGAACGGGGGCGACCUGCACUAUCACCUUUCCCAGCACGGGGUGUUCUCUGAGAAGGAGAUGCGCUUCUACGCCACGGAAAUCAUCCUGGGGCUGGAGCACAUGCACAGCCGGUUCGUCGUGUACAGGGACCUGAAGCCUGCAAAUAUCCUCCUGGACGAACACGGACACGUGAGGAUAUCAGAUCUUGGUCUCGCCUGUGAUUUUUCAAAAAAGAAGCCUCAUGCGAGUGUGGGCACCCAUGGGUACAUGGCUCCYGAGGUGCUGCAGAAGGGGACAGCCUACGACAGCAGCGCAGACUGGUUCUCCCUGGGCUGCAUGCUCUUCAAACUCCUGAGAGGCCACAGCCCUUUCAGACAACAUAAAACCAAAGAUAAGCAUGAGAUAGACCGGAUGACCCUCACCAUGAACGUGGAGCUCCCGGACACCUUCUCCCCUGACCUCAAGUCCCUCCUGGAGGGCCUGCUGCAGCGGGAAGUGAGCCAGCGGCUGGGCUGUCGCGGAGGCGGAGCCCAGGAGGUGAAAGGACAUGGCUUCUUCAAGGGCAUCGACUGGCAGCACGUCUACCUGCAGAAGUACCCACCACCCCUCAUCCCUCCCCGGGGAGAGGUCAAUGCUGCGGAUGCCUUCGACAUUGGCUCUUUUGAUGAAGAGGACACCAAAGGUAUUAAGCUGCUCGACUGCGACCAGGAGCUCUACAGGAACUUCCCCUURGUCAUCUCCGAGCGCUGGCAGCAGGAAGUCACAGAAACCGUCUACGAAGCCGUCAAYGCCGACACGGACAAGGCGGAGGCCAGGAAGAGGGCCAAGAACAAGCAGCUGGGCCACGAGGAAGAUUACGCGCUGGGCAAGGACUGCCUCCUGCACGGCUACAUGCUGAAGCUGGGCAACCCGUUCCUCACACAGUGGCAGCGCCGCUACUUCUACCUCUUUCCCAACCGACUCGAGUGGAGGGGAGAAGGCGAGUCCCGGCAAAAUCUACUGACCAUGGAACAAAUCCUCUCUGUGGAAGAAACUCAGAUUAAAGACAAAAAGUGCAUCUUGUUCAGAAUAAAAGGAGGGAAACAGUUUGUCCUGCAGUGUGAGAGCGACCCGGAGUUCGCGCAGUGGAAGAAGGAGCUGACCGAGACCUUCACCGAGGCCCAGCGGCUGCUGCGCCGUGCACCCAAGUUCCUCAACAGGCCUCGGGCCAGCCUGGUGGAGCUCUCCAAGCCCCCGCUGUGCCACAGAAGCAGCAAUGGCCUGUAGCGCGAGAGCGGGAGAGACAAGGGCCUCCGGGAGGCCACACCGGCUCUCCACGUGGGGCGGAGCCUGGGGUCUGUGCGGACAUACCAGGCUGUGGCGGAGGUGUCGGGCGCUGGGACCUUUCAUCCGCCGCCAGGAGGCCCCAGGCGGGCGCCAGAUGCCCCCAAAGGGAGUUGGACCUCUCCAAGCGCGGCUGACCCUGCGCCACCAAGUGGUGCUGGCCCGCACUGGAGACUACUGAGGACACAAGCUCCCUUUCUUUGCUAGACAACUUAUUUUGGUACCUCCAAGCUGGAACUGAAACAUCCCUACUCGGCACUUACUUUUCAGUCUGAUGUCAGACAUCUCAGACUUCCCCGGGGGCCCUGGAGGUCCGCAGUCCUGGGGUCAUUUGCGAGCUGAGCAGAUCACUUCUGGAAGGUCUGCUCUGCCCUGUGGUGGCCGGGCUCUGCUGUCGGAGAUGCUGGCUCCAAUGUCCCAGGGCCGGGGUAGGGGGCUGCGGAGCGCGUCCCUGCGCACUGGAGAACCGGCCCCAGACGCUCCUGCUCCAGGGGCCGUGGGCAGGUGGGGGUGGCAAAUGGGGUUCACUUGCCAGCCCCCCGAGGGUCCCUGGUGUUCCCAGGGAGAGUAGUGAGGUGUCAGACUGGGGACCAGGGCAGCAGUGGGACACCUCUGGGUGCCCAGGUCACAAGCACCCUGGCUACAGCUGGCUUGGAGUCCACCCUGAGCCCCUGUAGGACACCGUGGUUCUGGAACCUUCUGCCUGACCCUGAGAAGUGGUCAGCCGUGAUGUGUAAGAGGAGGAAGGGAAUCCCGCUGCUUCACCUUGAGCGUAAUUUGAGAUGAUUUUUAUUUGAAAAAAUGCUGAGGAACAAGCAUGGGAGGUGGCUGUUUUGGGACUCUCUUGUCCCAUGGUGGUGGGUCCCUCUGCACUGACCUCUCUGGGUUGGGGCCCACCGUCCAGCAGCAAGGACCCAGCAGCCUCCUCCCCACCCCUCCAUGCCUGUUGACGCCCCCAAUAAAUGCUGGUGACAGAACCAGCAAAGUCCCCCAGGCCAUCAGGCUACAAAGUCCUUUCCAAAGUCUACACAUUCAUCAGUUCCUGGGUAGUUUUACUGUAUGUCUUAACUUAAUUACUAACAAUAUAAAUAACUUGUCGUCUUGACCUCUUGUAUCCUGUCCUUGAUAUUUUUAUUGGUUCCAAACCUUUGUUUUUACCUCUCCGUGCCGCAGGCCCUGGGAAGGUCAGGGCUUCCUACCACGAGGUCAUUUGCGAGCUGAGCAGAUCACUUCUGGAAGGUCUGCUCUGCGCCUGGGGGACCUGGGCCAGCAGUUUGGGGUUUUUAUCCACCUGGGCUCCGGGCGGGGGUUUCAGGUGGCACAGGUGGCUGUCUGCUGCUGGCAGGGUGGAGGAGGGUGCCACACACCCCACCGCCCUCCUUGAGAGGGUAGAAGAGCCCCGGA
Messenger RNA from Urocitellus parryii (Arctic ground squirrel), 3532 nucleotides. RefSeq names its product G protein-coupled receptor kinase 3 (gene Grk3). NCBI's taxonomy places the organism in Eukaryota, Metazoa, Chordata, Mammalia, Rodentia, Sciuridae. Gene Ontology annotation, biological process: desensitization of G protein-coupled receptor signaling pathway; protein phosphorylation; G protein-coupled receptor signaling pathway. Gene Ontology annotation, molecular function: G protein-coupled receptor binding; G protein-coupled receptor kinase activity; ATP binding. The record is from RefSeq and is a predicted model, not a curated record.